ACCCUCUGACGCCGGCACACGUCACGACGGAAGAGGCUCGGGACUUCCGCGUUCCUCGCGUAGCAACAGGAGGGUUGGAGCGGAGCGGAGAUGGCGGACGUCAGGUUCCCCGUUCAGUAAAAACACAAACGAGACGGGAAGACGAGCGACGGCGGUGGCUGCGGAUUUCUCCUCCAUCGUUUCAUGGAGACACGGAGCCUCCGGGACUGAAAGCCGCCCCGAGGCCGCAUGGCGUCCACUCAGGUCCGGAUCGGCCAGCAGGCCUUGGUCGUGCUGGAUGUGGCGCUGCGAGUCCCCUGCAUCUUCAUCAUCGACGCCAUCUUUAACUCUUACUAUGACCCCGGGUCGGGAUGGGCCGGGGCAGCGGGGAAGGUGUUUGUCCGAGUCAUCGGCAUCCUCGUCUCCAGCGUGGUGCUGGUUCUCUCCCAGAAGGCCUUGUUUAAGUUCUACACGCUGUUCUUCGCCGUUCUCCUCGGCAUGGCGGCCGUCCUCAUCAACUACUACGCCACCUCGCACAUAGACUUCUACAGCGCCUACUACAAGGCGGCGCUGGGCUUCAGGCUGCUGCCCAGGAACGGGCCGACGCUGUGGCUGGGCAUGGCCGCCGUCCAGCUGCUGUUCGGCGUCGGCUACGUGUUCCUGCUCAACCUGCAGUCGGCGUUCGCCGCGCUGGUCGUCCUGGACAUCAUGAUCCCUCUGUGGGGGCUGAUGAUCGAGCUGCCCACCGACGUCCGGCAGCUGGUGGCCGUGUUCUCGGGCCUGGCGCUGGCCCUCAACACGGCCGUGUGCCUCGCCAUGAGGCUCAAGUGGUUCUACUACUCGUGCCGCUACGUCUACCUGCUGGUGCGGCACAUGUACCGGAUCUACGGGCUGCAGCUGCUGCUGGAGGACACCUGGAAGAGGAUCCGCUUCCCCGACGUGCUGCGGGUGUUCUGGUUGACCCGGGUCACCGCGCAGGCGCUCAUCCUGGUCUACGUGGUGAGGGCGGUGAGGAGGGAGAGCGGCGACGCCACAGGAGGCGCUGCAGACGGCGGCUCUGACCCGCAGGGCUACCUGCUGAGCUGGGACGUCUUCUGGGAUCUGUCCAGCAACCUGAUCAUCUCCGGCUGCGACUCCACGCUGACCGUGCUCGGCAUGAGCGCCGUCAUCUCCUCCGUCGCUCACUACCUGGGCCUCAGCAUCCUCGCAUUCAUAGGCUCGACAGAGGAGGAGGACAAGCGUCUGGGCUUCGUGGCUCCGGUUCUGUUCUUCAUCCUGGCUCUGCAGACGGGCCUCAGCAGCCUGGACCCAGAGGAACGCCUGGUCCGCCUGAGCCGCAACAUGUGCCUUCUGCUGACAGCCAUCCUGCACUUCAUCCACGGCAUGACCGACCCCGUCCUCAUGUCCCUGAGCGCCUCGCACGUCUCCUCCUUCCGCCGCCACUUCCCCGUGCUGCUGGUGUCGCUGGCGCUCUUCGUGCUGCCCGUGGCGCUCAGCUACGCCCUGUGGCACCACUACGCCCUCAACACCUGGCUGUUCGCCGUCACCGCCUUCUGCGUCGAGCUCUGCCUCAAGGUGGUGGUGUCGCUGACGGUCUACGGCCUCUUCAUGGUCGACGGCUUCUACAACGUGCUGUGGGAGAAGCUGGACGACUACGUCUACUACGUGCGCUCCACGGGCAACGUCAUCGAGUUCCUCUUCGGCGUCAUCAUGUUCGGCAACGGCGCCUACACCAUGAUGUUCGAGUCGGGCAGCAAGAUCCGCGCCUGCAUGAUGUGCCUGCACGCCUACUUCAACAUCUACCUGCAGGCCAAGAACGGCUGGAAGACCUUCAUCAACCGCCGCACGGCCGUCAAGAAGAUCAACUCGCUGCCGGAGGUGCGCGGCGAGCAGCUGCGGGACAUCGAGGACGUGUGCGCCAUCUGCUACCAGGAGUUCGCCACCUCGGCCCGCAUCACGCCCUGCCACCACUACUUCCACGCGCUGUGCCUGAGGAAGUGGCUGUACAUCCAGGACACGUGUCCCAUGUGCCACCAGAGGGUUUACGUGGAGGAGGAGAGCCGAGACCGGGCCGCCUUCUCCAACAACAACGGGGGCUACGCCGCGCCGCAGGACGCCGCCGCCGCCGCCCCGCCGCCGGGCGAGGACGAGCGGGGCCAGCCCGACGCCGAGCUGCCGGCGGAGAGAGCGGACGCCGCCGCGCUCGCCGCCGCGGGGCCGGAGGCGGAGAACGAGCUGCUGGAGGACAAUGACAGUAUAGAGUACGACGAGGACGAGUGGGGGACUCAGAACGGCGGCACGCCGAUAGAGGAGGACUACAUCAACGAUGACACAGACUCCACCGGAGACUGACCGCUACAGAUCUAUAGAGAAAUUAAUAAAUAUAUCUUUAUUAUAUAAGUUAAAAAAAAAAAGAUAUUAAAAAAAAACAACAGCAUCUUAAUUUGUUCUUGAAAAAUGUCAGGGAUGUCAUUUCUUUUUCUUUUUAGUUUCUUUUUGUUUUGCUUUUGAGUUUCGGGUUUUUGCUCAAUAAGGGCUUGUGGAAAGUGAAACUGCUGCUCUUAUUCAAUGUGUGUGUGUGUGUGUGUGUGUGUGUGUGUGUGCUGGGGCUGCAUGAUGUAGACCAAAAUCUUUUUUUUUUUUUUUUUUUUUUUUUAAAUACCUCCUCAAUUUUAAGAUUAAGAUGCAAGUCUUGGCACAGCGUGGCUUGUUCGACUUUUUUUUUCUUUAGCAUUAAAACUGAUGCACAUUGUUCAGUUUAAAUUAGAGUUUAAAUAACAGAUUUUCUCCAAAACGUUGUCGCUGCCGGGGAUUCUGCACAGCUGCGCCUUUCUGAGGAAGCUGUGAGAUACAACUGUGACAAAGAACUGACAGAAGAUUUUAGAGUUUCAAUAGCUGUUUUUUUCUUUUCUUUUUUUUUUUUUUGAGUAUUGGUUUUCUGUCAGUUGUGCAGCCCAUGCGUGUGUGUGUGUGUGUGUGUGUGUGUGUGUGAGCAUGUGCGAGCAUGCGUGUGUGCCUGCCGACAUGUAAUGUGCUUUAGGUGAUGUCUUAAAGAUGCAGUUCACGUUCCCUUGUGUUUUGUAGGGGAGGCACUGGUGAGCUCGCUGCUUUCCUGACAGAGAAACAAAGAAAAGAUGAAGAGAGAGAGAGAGAGAGAGAGAGAGAUGGAAGACAGACAGAAAUUUGGAAGGAGAAUAAAUGAAGGCAGAGGAGUAAACUUUCUGUCGGCUCUGCACCAGCGAGCGAGAGAGGAAGAGAGAGAGAGAGAGAGAGAGAGAGAGAGAGAGAGAGAGAGAGAGAGAGAGAGAGGUCUGUGUGAUUAAAAGUGACUUGCUACUGUAAUCACUGAUAUACCUCUGUCAUUACUUACUACUGGUCUCUUGUGUGACCUCGCUUACAUUUGUGUACGUUUUUGUACAUGGAAUAAUAAAACAAACACGUGCACACUUUUUCCCUUAGACUAAGAGAAAAGGUUGUUUUCAAAUAUGUGUUUUUUUUUCCCGCCCCUCUCUCUUCGCGCAGAUCGGCGUUGAUUUUAUUUAAACUGUUUGUCUUGGACUCAGAAUUGAGAAGACACGAUGACGGUGCUGGUGUGGGAACAAUCUGAUUGCAUGGUGUUGAAUGCAGGGUUAGGCUUCACAGACAGGAGAAAGAGAAAGUACACCCUCCUUCAGUUCUAUGGCUUUACGUGUCAGGACAUAAUAAAUAACUGACUGAUCCUCAGCAGCUCCUAAAACGAGGUAAAUCUAACCUCAGGUGUGGAACAACACACACCAGAUUCCACCAGGUCACGAAUUUAUUGAGCAAAAAUUCAGCCGAAAAUGCAGGAGCCGUGUGUGAGAACAGCCCGUGAGUCAGUCACCAAGUUUCGGGUGAUUUUUUUUUUUUUUUUUUUUUUUUAUUACGUCCUGAAGGUGAAACCAUAAAACUGGAAGAGGGUUCACUUUCUGUUUCUCUUGACUGUAUAAUGAUCAUCAAUGUUCCUCAUUUAUUCUCCCUUAAAACAGUAGGGGAUCCAGUAUGGGAAAUUGUCAAUCAGAGACUUUAAGUUCCUUUAAAAACAAACAAAAAAAAAUAAAAAUUUGUGCUAUCUUUUUUUUUUUUUUUUUUUUUUUUUUUAAUAAUGUCGUAGCAUAACUUUUCAUUUCCGAGGUGAAAGCAAAAGCAGGGGGCUCUUGUUCCAUCGACAUCCAGAAUCGAACCACUGCACCUUCCUGAAUUCUCAAACUACAUUUCUAGUCUCAGGGUUCCUUCGCAGGCCUGGAAGAGUGUGAAAAAAAAGAUAUAUAAAUCUAUAUAUAUAUGGGAAGAUGCUGCUCGGCUGCAGCAAACUCAUAAUUACCCUCUUGAUGCUGAUGCAAAGCCUCUGUCAUUUCAUACAUGUGCUGGUGUUCAGCUGCAGAGAGUCUUGAGCGGCAGACAGAGGCAGGAAGCUGUGGAAACUGAGGGCAGAGCGGCUCAGUCUUUCUCUUGGUUCUGCGUUUCUCUUGUUAAUGAAUAAGCUUUCAAGCACAACUCUGAGUAUUACCGUGUCAAGACCCCCGCGGCCCCGAGCGGCUCCGGGCUCCUCUGCUGGAAACGAGCCGCUGGUGCUCCCGGCGGCUCGGGGCUCGGGGUCUUCACCCGACUGAGAAGCUGUGCUUUUUGGUCACGAAGCCAUGAAGGACUUUGAUCACUGGGCCGGUUGUUCUGGAGCUUUCUGAGAGGUCAAAGCUGUUCACUUUGCCUUUUGUUUUAAAAAGAGAUUUAUGUAAAUAAAAUCAUCUUUGAUAUUGC
Myripristis murdjan (pinecone soldierfish) is the source of this 4755-nucleotide messenger RNA. It is a transcript of the gene rnf139, whose product is annotated as ring finger protein 139. The coding region runs from base 229 to 2331 and encodes 700 amino acids. Gene Ontology annotation, biological process: proteasome-mediated ubiquitin-dependent protein catabolic process; ERAD pathway. Gene Ontology annotation, molecular function: ubiquitin protein ligase activity; zinc ion binding. Gene Ontology annotation, cellular component: endomembrane system; Derlin-1 retrotranslocation complex. NCBI's taxonomy places the organism in Eukaryota, Metazoa, Chordata, Actinopteri, Holocentriformes, Holocentridae. The transcript has 6 exons. The record is from RefSeq and is a predicted model, not a curated record.